Daucus carota subsp. sativus is the source of this 2003-nucleotide messenger RNA. Its product is annotated as serine decarboxylase 1. The coding region runs from base 107 to 1495 and encodes 462 amino acids. Gene Ontology annotation, molecular function: pyridoxal phosphate binding; carboxy-lyase activity. The transcript has 6 exons. NCBI's taxonomy places the organism in Eukaryota, Viridiplantae, Streptophyta, Magnoliopsida, Apiales, Apiaceae. Gene Ontology annotation, biological process: carboxylic acid metabolic process. The record is from RefSeq and is a predicted model, not a curated record.
GAACAAAUGUUGUUUACAUGAUCAUGCAGUCUGAAAUAAUUCAAGUCUUCUAACCUAUCCCUAAAUUCCCUCUAUAUCUCGUGCUUUGUUGGAGAAAAGUAAUAAUAUGGUAGGAAGCAUUGGGCUUGAAUCGACAACAAUAUUGUCAGUGGAAUGGAACACUGAUAUGAAGGAGGUAGGUGAGGAACUCAAUCCAACCAGCAAGAAAGAGAUUGUGAAGGUGAACAAGAAUGCGCAUCUCAGGUGUCUACCGAUCACGGAGCCAGAUGUCGACGAUGAGAUCACCGGAGAAAAGGAUGCGUAUAUGACUCAAGUCCUAGCUCAAUACCAGAAGAGUCUUGUCCAGAUUACUAGCAACCAGCUAGGUUAUCCAGUUAACCAUGAGUACGAUUAUGGUGCGCUUGGGCAGUUCCAGCAUUUUUCCAUCAAUAACUUGGGUGAUCCCUUCAUGGAUAGCACUUACGGUGUCCAUUCGAGGCAGUUUGAGAUCGGUGUUCUGGAUUGGUUUGCUCGAUUAUGGGAAAUUGAGAGGGAUGAAUACUGGGGAUACGUUACCAAUUGCGGUACAGAAGGAAACCUUCAUGGAAUCCUGGUUGGACGAGAAGUGUUUCCCAAUGGAAUUCUGUAUGCAUCAGAAGAUUCACAUUACUCUGUCUUCAGAGCAGCUCGAAUGUACAGGAUGGACUGUGUCAAGGUUCGUACUCUAUUAACUGGCCAGAUUGAUUGUGCCGAUUUCAAGUCUCAACUACUUGCUAACCAAGGCAGACCAGCUAUCGUCAAUGUUAACAUAGGAACUACUGUUAAAGGGGCUGUUGAUGAUCUUGAUCUUGUCAUACAGACUCUUGAAGAAUGUGGAUUAUCUGAUGACAAAUUUUAUAUUCACUGUGAUGGAGCAUUAUUUGGGCUCAUGAUCCCCUUCGUCGAUUCUGCACCCAAGGUUAGUUUCAAAAAGGCCAUUGGCAGUUUCAGUGUAUCCGGCCACAAAUUUGUCGGAUGUCCUAUGCCUUGCGGAGUCCAGAUCACGAGGAUGAAGCACAUAAAAGCCCUUUCGAGCAACGUGGAUUACAUUGCCACAAGGGAUGCCACAAUCAUGGGAAGCCGGAAUGGCCACUCCCCAAUUUUCCUCUGGUACACACUAAACAAAAAAGGCUACAAAGGGUUCCGCAACGAGGUCCAGAGGUGCCUUAAAAAUGCUCAUUACUUGAGAGACCGUCUCAAAGAAGCCGGAAUCAGUGCUAUGCUUAACGAGCUGAGUAGCACGGUUGUGUUUGAAAGGCCCCGAGACGAGGACUUUGUUCGACAAUGGAAUCUUGUUUGUUUGAGAAAUAUGUCUCAUAUAGUUGUGAUGCCUAAUGUCACGGUUGAUAAGUUGAAUAGUUUCGUCAAGGAGCUGACUGAAAAACGCUCUGUUUGGUAUCAAGGCCAGAAGGUUCAGCCCCCUUGUCUUGCGGCUGAUAUAGGGAAAGGGAACUGUGAAUGUGCUCUCUGCAAAUAAUUUAUCGAAAUUCCGCUGUUGCUUUGGUUGUAAUGGACUUCAAAUUCGUUUCAGUGUGUUUAUUAUUGUAGUGGAACUACAGGAAAUUCGUUUUGGUGUUAGACUUCAACUUUGCUCGCAUACCUCAUGGAGCAUAGUGUUCGCUGAUCCUUCGUUUUGGUGUUAGACUUCAACUUUGCUCGUAUAUCUCGUGGAGCAGAGUGCUCGGAUUCUCUAAUAAAGUUAGUUGCUAUGUCUUUGCUCGCAUACCUCAUGGAGCAUAGUGUUCGCUGAUCUUUCGUUUUGGUGUUAGAUUUCAGCUUUGCUCGCAUAUCUCGUGGAGCAGAAUGCUCGGAUUCUCUAAUAAAGUUGGUAGCUAUGUUGUAAUUUGUAUGUAAAGUUAGUAGCUGUGUUGUAAUUUGUAUGGUUAAUAAACAUGUGUCUGGAAGAAGUUGCAAUGUACUUUGCUUUUUCUGUUUCAAUUCGACGUCUGUGUAAAAAUCUAUCCUGCAUUCCUGCGGUACGAAUA